GUGGGAUUGAGAGCGAUGCAGUUAUUUAUUGCUGUUUGGGUGUUGCAUUAUAUCAUUGAGCUGCAAUUACGGAAGUGGAGAAAGUUCUGCCAAGGUAGAUCUACUUGUGACUUGUGCAUAUUUUUCCUGUGUGUUACGUCAGAGCUGUUCUGUAAAUUGUACAACACAAGCAGGUGGCCUGCGCUGUAUCCCCGUACAACACAAGCAGGUGGCCUGCGCUGUAUCCCUGUCCUGUGCUGUAUAGCUGUCCCGUGCUGUAUCCCCGUCCCGUGCUGUAUCCCCGUCCUGUGCUGUAUAGCUGUCACGUGCUGUAUCCUCGUCCUGUGCUGUAUAGCUGUCCCGUGCUGUAUCCCCGUCCUGUGCUGUAUGGCUGUCCCGUGCUGUAUCCCCGUCCUGUGCUGUAUAGCUGUCCCGUGCUGUAUCCCCGUCCUGUGCUGUAUAGCUGUCCCGUGCUGUAUCCCCGUCCUGUGCUGUAUGGCUGUCCCGUGCUGUAUCCCCGUCCUGUGCUGUAUAGCUGUCCCGUGCUGUAUCCCCGUCCCUUGCUGUAUAGCUGUCCCGUGCUGUGGCUGUGUUCCCCAGAGCGCUGCAGUUCCCCGGAGAGGGCUGGCUACGUCUGUGUGUGGCCAACUGUAGCCUGAGCCUGGUCACCAUACAGCCGGACGGCCUUGUGGUGCUGGAGAUGAUGGGAGACCACGGCCACGUGCCACCUCAGCAG
Aplysia californica (California sea hare) is the source of this 715-nucleotide messenger RNA. Its product is annotated as keratin-associated protein 10-8-like. The record is from RefSeq and is a predicted model, not a curated record. NCBI's taxonomy places the organism in Eukaryota, Metazoa, Mollusca, Gastropoda, Aplysiida, Aplysiidae. The coding region runs from base 16 to 633 and encodes 205 amino acids. The transcript has 2 exons.